AUGGUGGUGACCACUUUCAUCAGCAGGUACAAUCCCCAGAUCCCCAGCCUGAAGGAAGCGGACGGAGAAACAUUCCCCUUUGUGGGCAGUGCUGCAAGACCCUCCAUCGUGACCCCUCCUAAGGACAUCUGGAAUGUGACAGGAGCACAGAUCUACCUGAGCUGUGAAGUCAUGGGCAUCCCAACCCCCGUCCUCAUCUGGAACAAGAUAAUUCGGGGACAGUAUGGUGUUCAGAGGAUGGAGCUCCUGCCUGGGGACCGGGAAAACUUGGCUAUCCAGACCCGAGGGGGCCCUGAGAAACACGAAGUGACUGGCUGGGUGCUUAUAUCUCCUCUGAGCAAAGAGGAUGCUGGAGAAUACGAGUGUCAUGCAUCGAAUGCCAAAGGAGAGGCAACAGCUUCUGCAAAAAUCCAUGUUGUGGAAACUCUGCAUGAAAUAGCCCUGACCAAAGAUGAUGGUGCAGAGCUGUGAUGUGAUGUGAGGACUUUCACUUAUGCACAGUUUUAAAUUAGUAUUUUGGAAAGCUGAGACCUCUGGCUUUUUCUAGCUCACUAAUCAUUCCCUCUUAACUCUCUUAUUCUUUGAUUACCAAUUUGCUUGCACACUUCUUUCACAGAUGCACAAAUAAAGAGAUUCACAAGUUUGAUUACAAACUUUAAUUCUAUUUACAGGAAAUAAACAUACUUUUGAACAGCACA
Antrostomus carolinensis (chuck-will's-widow) is the source of this 698-nucleotide messenger RNA. RefSeq names its product insulin like growth factor binding protein 7 (gene IGFBP7). Gene Ontology annotation, molecular function: insulin-like growth factor binding. Gene Ontology annotation, cellular component: extracellular region. The transcript has 5 exons. The record is from RefSeq and is a predicted model, not a curated record. Gene Ontology annotation, biological process: regulation of signal transduction; regulation of cell growth. The coding region runs from base 1 to 471 and encodes 156 amino acids. Lineage: Eukaryota; Metazoa; Chordata; Aves; Caprimulgiformes; Caprimulgidae.